AUGGCUCCCCCAACGCCCCUCGCCGUUGCUACCUCGUCCGUCCAGCGCCUGGUCAAGGAGGAGGCCUACUAUCACAAGGACCUCGCCAGCCAGGAGGCCCGCAUCGCCAAGCUCGAGAAGGAUAUCGCCGAGAAGAGCGCCGACCUAGACGAGAACGCCGACUACGUCCUCAAGCAGGAGAAACAAGCCGCAGAGGAGACCAAGAACGUCUUUGGGCCCCUGCGCAGCCGCAUCUCGGACGCCGUCUCCAAGCUGGAGGAGCAGAUCGCCAUCGGCGAGAGCGGCGACGGCGCCGAGGCCGAGCUGGCCAAGGCGAGGGAGGUGCUCAAGCAGGGCCAGGACGCCCUCAAGGCGGAGGCGUAG
This is a messenger RNA of Diaporthe citri, 363 nucleotides long. RefSeq lists its product as uncharacterized. Lineage: Eukaryota; Fungi; Ascomycota; Sordariomycetes; Diaporthales; Diaporthaceae. Gene Ontology annotation, molecular function: beta-tubulin binding. The transcript has 2 exons. Gene Ontology annotation, biological process: tubulin complex assembly; post-chaperonin tubulin folding pathway. The coding region runs from base 1 to 363 and encodes 120 amino acids. Gene Ontology annotation, cellular component: microtubule cytoskeleton; cytosol. The record is from RefSeq and is a predicted model, not a curated record.